Messenger RNA from Ziziphus jujuba (common jujube), 673 nucleotides. RefSeq lists its product as uncharacterized. NCBI's taxonomy places the organism in Eukaryota, Viridiplantae, Streptophyta, Magnoliopsida, Rosales, Rhamnaceae. The transcript has a single exon. Bases 219 to 428 code for a protein of 69 amino acids. The record is from RefSeq and is a predicted model, not a curated record.
AAUUUCACAUCUUAAUUUCACUUUAUUGCUUGCCAGUUUAGAGCAUAGCACAUAGCAAGGCUAGGAAUCAUCGUUUAAUGAAUAUGUAUAUAUAAACUCUCUGUCCAAUACUCUCACACACACACAGAGUGAGAGAGAAACUUGAAUUAAUAUUUUUCACAAACACAUAGCAGAGAGCUGCAGAGAGCAGAGAGAGAUCAAUCAAAAAGAUUCAAAGCAUGGCGGAUUGGGGCCCAGUGGUUAUAGCAGUGGUGCUAUUCGUGCUUCUAAGUCCAGGGCUGCUAUUCCAGCUCCCUGGAAAAGACAGGAUUGUGGGGUUUGGAAACAUGCAGACCAGUGGGAUUUCCAUCCUUGUGCAUACCAUCAUCUUCUUUGGUCUCAUCACCAUCUUCCUCAUCGCCAUCGGUGUUCAUAUCUACACUGGAUGACCUUUUAUUCACCCUCCCAUUUUCCUUUUUCUUUUUUCCUUUUUGUUCUCUCUUCAAUUAAUGGAAAUUAUGCUUUCUUGUUGUGUUUGUCACAGAUCGCUUAAUGUUUGUCGUUUUGAAAAGUUAUAGGUUUGUUUAGUUUUAUCUUUGUUUGGGUUGUUCUGGAGGAUUGUACUCUCUCUUUCAUUUUCAGUUUGGAUUAUUGCCUCUCAAUGGUUAAAAUAUAUACUGUCUUAUUUUUUAAA